UGGUGGAAUGGAACUCAACCAAUUUCUGGUACAAUCAUCAGUUGUACUGUGCCUGCUGACUGUGUGGUGGAAGGAAGUUCAGUCACUGUCACCUGUACCAGAUCUCUGGACCUAACUCAACAGAGCAGGAUACAAGUUAACACUGCAGAUGGUUUUGCCACAGCCCCAGCCGACUACACUACACUCAACAUACCUGAGAACCGACCAAGCUUCUUUGCCGGCAAUAUUCUGAACUACAGAGGAGGGAGCAGACAGGAUUCAGUGAUAUCAUUUGACAUCCAAACUACAGCAGACAGUGAUGAUACAGAGCCUCAAGAGACAUUCUUCCUCAAUGUCUCCCCUGUGAGGACGGUCAUUGUCCUGACAUCACGAGUUACCAUUACCAUUUGUGGAGGAAUCGUUUCUGAGGUUGACUGCUGUUUGAUUCUGAAUGAGACGGAGAAUGUUGCUGUGGAGUAUAGUGGAUUAUCACCAGGGACUACAGCUACUUUCACCUGUCCUUCUGGUUUUGAAUUGGUUGGAGCAUCAACUCUAAUGUGUGGGCCCAGUUGCCAGUGGAGUGAUCUGCCACCUACAUGCAGGCCUUUAUGCUGCAUGUUAACUCAUCCUGACAAUGGUAUGCUGACACUGACUGGGACGUCUAUUGGAGACAGUGCAAAUUACUCCUGUGAUGAAGGGUUUAACCUUGUGGGACCCCCGGCUCUCACAUGUCAGAGUAAUGGGACGUGGGAUAAUCCUGCACCCAUUUGUCAGUCUGCGAAUGUGUUUGUUUCAUUCAGUCCAACUCUAUACACUGUAACUGAAGGAACGAAUCAAUUUGUAGAACUUAUCGUUACAAGAACAGGAAAUCUUAGUGUGUACACAGAAUUUACCGUUGCUACAUAUAACGGCACAGCUGAAGCUGGAUUGGAUUACACAAUGACAGAGGUGGAAGGUGUCUUUGAUGCUGAAUACACUGUGGCUGUAGUUACUGUUGCAAUACUGGAUGACCAUGUGACAGAAGAGGCCGAGAUAUUUAUUGUGGUCCUGUCUAGUUCCGCCCCAAACGUUGUAAUUGGUAGUGGAAAUACGUCUUUUAUUGUAAUUGUGGACAAAAAUGGUAAGUGUUUAAGCUAUUUACAAUGCUUUUAUAGUUACACAAAAAGCUGCAGUUGUAUGUCCAAACCUUACUGAGCCCGGCAACGGUGGUGUAGUACUGUCAGGAGUUUCUUUGGGUGAUACGGCCACUUUCACUUGCACCAACGGAUAUGAGUUAGUAGGAGACUCAGUUCUGUACUGUCUCAGUGGUGGAACGUGGGACAACUCACCCCCUGUCUGCCAGGGUCCUACUGUGUUCUGUCCAAACCUUAUGGAUCCCGCUAAUGGUGAAGUGAUUCUGUCAGGAGUUUCAGUUGGCGACACAGCUACUUUCACCUGUAACGCUGAGUUUGAAUUACGUGGAGACUCAGUUCUUACCUGUCUCAGUGAUAUAACAUGGGACAAAACUCCACCAGUCUGUCAGGGGCCUACUGGUACGACGUAAUAUGCUGUUAAAUCCUUACAGUGAUUCGCAUUUUCAGUUUUGUUUCAACCAACCACUUACACUGUGACUGAGGGAGUGGAUGAGGUGGUGGAGCUGAUCGUUCUAGCUGAAAAUAUCAAAACCAGCACAAUCACCGUCAAUGUAUCAUUCUUUCCAGGAUCAGCUCAAGCUACACAAGAUUUUAUAGCAAGCUCUAAAUUAAUUGCCCUUGCUCCUGGAGAGACAGAAGACAGAGUAAAAGUCCCUAUCAUAGAUGACACUAUUGAAGAAGAUGCAGAGACAUUCACUGCAGUAUUAUCUGUUUUGGAGAUAACUGUAGAUGUUCCUGCUGCAGUGGCCACUGUAACUAUUAUUGACAAUGAUGGGAAUGAUUCAGAAAAGCAAAGCACCGGAACUAUAGUGACACUAUCAGUGAUCAUCCCUGUGAUAAUAUUGGCUUCAGCCAUCAUUAUCUCUCUGUUAAUUGUGUUCUUCUAUCAGAAAAAGAGGAGACAGCACCCCAAUCGACCACCUGUAGAGAACAUUUAUGUUGAUCCCAGCACUUUCUGUCGACAGGAACCAACGAGUGAAAAUCCAGCUGAUAAUUUCCCGCCAAAACCCCUUCUGCAGCAUUCCUCUCAGCUUCUGGCUACGGAAGCCAAGUACUCUGCCGAUACUAAAGUGUGACAGGACACAAUCAGAGACUGUUUUUUUAAAAAUAUAGCUAACAAGAAUGACAUUUACUUUGGUAUAACUUAACCACGAACCUCCUUAUUGCCAGAGAGGUUUUGUGGUAGCUAGCUACCAAAACUGUAUAGCUACAUACUCUUUGUACAUAAAUGUUUAAAAGCAAGGCUUUGAAUUAUGUCAGCUAUCAGUUCAGUGUGUGAGGAUGAUUAGGUUUUGUGUGCAUCACUGUGGCGAUUUGCAAGCACUUGUAAUGCUUAUGACAUAUGACCUUUUGUGAACACAAAUUAGUCCCUCAUUGAGUAAACCCUUGGUGUUGGCUAAAGCAUUUACACCACUAAGGUAG
Geodia barretti is the source of this 2534-nucleotide messenger RNA. Lineage: Eukaryota; Metazoa; Porifera; Demospongiae; Tetractinellida; Geodiidae. The record is from the annotation of a GenBank genome assembly.